GCGGUUGAUGGCAGCGGAUGAAGAGAGCCAUCUCUGUGUGGUUUGGGAGCAAAGGCGGGAAACGAGGGAGGAAGAGGCCGUGCCCUGGCUUUCAUUCUUACAGGAGAUUCAGAGAAAGCGGUGAUGCAUUUCCAGUCUCCUGAUUUCCUCUUGCUGCUUUUGCAAUGAUCAAAUGUCUGCCUGAAGAAGUACAAGCCACUUUGCGGUCUGGAGUGGCCAUCAGCUCCUUGGGCCAGUGUGCUGAGGAGCUUGUCCUCAACAGCAUAGAUGCUAAAGCUACCUGUGUGGCUGUUAGAGUUGACUUGGACACCUUUAAGGUGCAGGUGGUGGAUAAUGGCUGUGGUAUGGGAAGAGAAGAUAUCAGCAAGAUCGGCAAUAGAUAUUUUACUAGUAAAUGCAGUUCAUUGGAGGACUUGGAAAAUUUACGUUUUUAUGGUUUCCGUGGAGAAGCUUUGGCAAGCAUUGCAAACAUAGCCAGCAUCCUGGAAAUAUCAUCCAAAACGAGAAAAACAGCAAUGAGUUUCUUGAAAAUGUUUCACAAUGGAAAAGGACUUGAAGUCUCUGAAACUGAAAUGAAUAGACCAUGUGCUGGAACUACUGUGACAGUGUACAACUUAUUCUAUAACUUACCUGUGCGGAAAAAGUGCAUGAACUCCAUUCUGGAACUGGAGAGAAUGAGGCAUAAAAUAGAGGCUAUUUCGCUCAUUCAUCCUUCUAUCUCCUUUUCUUUAAGGAAUGAUACUACCUGUUCCAUGGUGCUACAGCUGUCCAAGACAAAAGAUUUGUGCUCCCGAUUUUCUCAGAUUUAUAGUCUAAGCAAAUCACAGAAAUUGCGAGAAGUUAAAUAUAAAUCUAGAGGAUUUGAAAUCGGUGGUUUUAUCAGUACUGAAGGGCAUUACAAUAAAAAUAUUCAGUUUUUAUAUGUAAAUAAUAGAUUGAUAUUAAAAACAAGGCUGCAUAAACUUAUUGAUUUUUUACUAAGAAAACAGAGUAUUAUAUGUAAGACAAAAAAUGGAUCAUUGACGUCAAGUCCUGCUCGUCACCGAUCUGGCUCAGAAGCCUAUGGAGUCUUUGUUAUCAAUGUGAAGUGUCAGUAUGAUGAAUACGAUGUGUGUUUGGAACCUGCAAAAUCUCUAAUAGAGUUUCGCAAUUGGACAGCUCUCCUAACUUGCGUUGAGGAAGGAAUAAAAGCAUUCUUGAAGCGAGAACAUCUAUAUAUUGAGCCAUCGGGUGAAGACAUUAAAGAGUUUAAUGAAAACAGUGGAUUUUGUUUGAUAAACACUUUAGCUUUACAGAGUUUACAGACAUCUAUCCCAGAGGAGAACAGGCAGGAGAGUUUUAAGAGAGCCUGUGAUAAUAUUGUGGAUUCUUAUGAAAUGUUUAAUCUGCAAUCAAAAUCUGUCAAAAGGAAAAUAGCUCUUCCAAAGAAAGCAUCAGAUCACACAGAAUCUGUUCGCAAUGUGGAGGGAGUAGAUAUUUGUCCAGAUUUAACUGUUAGCAAUGAACCUAUUCUUGAACUUGGAAGAGGUAAAGUAGACAAUAUUUUGACCAAUAAAAAUGAAACCAUAACAGAUCUCUCUGAAUUGAAUAACCGACAGGAAGAGUCAGGCAGGUCUGUUGAACCACAGAUUGAAAUAAAUAGUUUCAGGUCUCCAGAAGAAGAUAGUAGGCAGGAUAGAUCAGUUGUGUUAGAAACAGACAAGCAUGCCAGUACCUCACUUUGCACUGAAAAAUCUGGUAGAGAUAUAAGUGAUCAACAAAAUAAAGUAUUUCAGAGAAAUGAGCUGAACUCUCCCAUAGUAGAACAUGUAAAAAUGGUGGGAGAUGUUAAUGAGUUUAUUUUGGAAUGUGGUACGAAAGAAAAAUAUCAGACAGUGAAAGAGGGCAGAGAACUUUAUAGAGGAUCCAAUACUAAUAGAGUAGAGGUAAUGGAAAGGAGGCCGAUGAAGCUGUGUUCCACGGGCCUUGUAACACACUUGGUACAAAAUAAAAAAAUGCAUAACUCAGUGGAAAGAAGCAAUCCUUUAAGCAGACAAUCUAAAUUAAGGCCAAUAAGUGCCAAGGAUAUAUUUGAAAAUAGACUGGGAUUUUUAGGACAAAUUCCUGACAGUCAAGAAUGUUUAAAGGUAACAAAUACAAUAAACCCCACAGAAAGUACUAAUGCAUGCACAUCAGAGCAAAAGAAUAAGGUAUCUUCAAUCCAUGUAGGUGAGAGUAUAGACUUUGGGACAUCAUACAAUGAAGAAUUUAGUUCUGUGGGUUCUUCAAGUUCAGUUCGUCUAUCUAGUACAACUAAGCAUAGGCAGAUGAGCGAACAUUCACUUAAGCCUAGAUCCUGUGGUUUUACAAAAUUAAGCUUGCAUCGAAAGCUGGGUUCAUUGGAUAGAUUUAGGAGACAUUAUGGAAAUAUAAAGAGUACACCACCAAUACCUGAUGUGGAAAAGAGGAAUGGGGAUGAGGCACCAGUCUGUAGCAGGUCUGUUCAUGAUGAGAGUACAGAUAGUCAAAAUUUCAGCAUUUGUGAAGGUCCUAACAAGAAAGCUUUGUCCAGUAAUAGUGUCCGUGAUUGCCUGCUUUCUUUUAAGAUGUCUCAACAUUGCAUGGGAAAAAAUAUAUUAGGUGAAAAAGCUUUAAAUGAAGGUUCUGUAAAACGGACGGAUUCCUUGCAAAUCGGAAAGAAAAAUAUUUCUGACACUCCUGUAACAGGAACACUUUCUUUUAAAUUAUCACAAAUGAAGAAAAGUCUUAAAAGGCCCAUGGGGUCACUUUUAGAACUAUCUGAAGCAUACUCAACCCAAAAUGAUGAAGACAGAUGGAAACUGUCAAUGCAAAAUAAUGUUUUGCAGCAAGUUUGUCAAAUUCCUCAGUUUUCCCUAGAAGAACAGACAGAGAGUUCCUCUUUUGCCUCAAAUUCUGAUGCACAAGUUAAUGUCAUGGAAAGCCCAAGUAGAAGAUCAGAGGAUGCUGAAGAUACUGUGGGACGUAAUUUCAUUGACACCGAUGGAGAAUAUAUAGUUUCACCAAACAGAAGUUUAACUGUUACUAAUAUAGAGAUGGAUUCUGAAGCUCCUCAUGAAGAUAAAAGUAUUAUGAAUGAAUCUACAAACCAAGCGGUGGAAUCGUGUGUGACUGUGUCCAGGAACUUAGAAAAUGCCAUAGAUGAUCCAAAUGUAGAAGAUAGUAAGGCACCACAAGCACAUCAGUCUGAGUGGUUGAACCAGUUUGAUGUGUCAUUGGGCAAGACAGUAUACAUCAACCCAGUGACUGGACUGAGCACCUAUAAUGCUCCUCCCAAUGGGGACUCUCAAGCUGUCUGUGCCAAGGAUAUAAGCACAAUGGCUAUAAAUGUCAUUGAGAAUAAUGGGUUUCAGUGCAGAUGUCACCCCUUUAGAAGUGAGCUUGUUAUGCCCUUCCUUCCAAGACCUCAGAAUGAGAGGAGUUUUGCAAGCCAAGAUUUCAGAGAUACUCCUGGAGAAUCUCUUCAGUCCCUGUUUUCAGAAUGGGAUAAUCCUGUGUUUGCUCACUGUCCAGAGCUAGCUGUUAAUGUGAGCAGUGGAGAGGCUGAUAAUCUUAUUGUGAAAAUUCAUAACAUCAUGUAUCCUUAUCGGUUCACCAAGAAGAUGAUUGAUUCAAUGCAGGUUCUUAAUCAAGUGGACAAUAAAUUUAUUGCUUGUUUAAUCAACACAGAUGAACACAAAGAGGCAGCUCUGCAUGGAAACCUUCUUGUGCUGGUGGAUCAGCAUGCCGCACAUGAGCGUGUCCGCCUUGAGCAACUAAUCACAGAUUCCUAUGAGAAGCAGUCUGAAACAUUGGGCAGGAAGAAAUUGUUAGCAUCCACUGUAUGUCCCCCCAUGGAGAUUGAGAUCACAGAGGAUCAGCGGAGACUCUUGAGGUGCUGCCACAAAAGUCUGGAGGACUUAGGUCUUGAAUUAUUUUUUCCGGAGAACCAGCCCUCUCAGAUUCUUGUUGGGAAAGUGCCACUGUGUUUUGUGGAAAGAGAGGCCAAUGAAUUGCGCCGUGGAAGGCAGACAGUGGCUAAGAGCAUUGUGCAGGAAUUCAUUCAAGAGCAAGCUGAGCUAUUGCGAACAACAGGAGGAGCACAGGGCACAUCGCCACUGACAGUUUUGAAGGUGCUUGCAUCCCAGGCUUGCCAUGGUGCUAUUAAGUUCAAUGACAACUUGACUUUUAAGGAUUGCUGCUGUCUUAUUAAGUCUUUGUCUUGCUGUCAUUUACCCUUCCAAUGUGCUCAUGGCAGACCAUCAAUGCUGCCUCUUGCAGAUGUAGAUCAUCUCCACCAGGAAAGCCAGCCUAAACCUAACCUGGCCAAACUAAGAAGAAUGGCUAAAGCCUGGCAACUUUUUGGAAAAGAAAACAGUUCUGAGAAAACAUGAGCCAGAUCUAACUUCAUUUAACACUGGUGUCACCAAACUGGCUGUGUUUGUACUAAGCACCAAUGUCUUUGGCAAGUCAAGCAGCAUGAGGAACUUAAGCAUUUGGAAAGCAGCAGAGGUCAGUGUUUCUCCAAUUCUUGAAAGAGUCUUGAGUAGAAUCAAAAUCUCAGGACUGUUCUCCUAAAGAAAUUUGAAAAGAUUCAACCUGCACUAGAACUGUAUUUGCUUUUGAAAAACUGUUAUUAGCACUCUCUCCUAUUGUACUUGAAACUGGAAUAAGCAGCAACUAUAGAUAAAUUGAUUUCACAUAAAGUUAACAGUUGAUCAGUAAUGUAACUUCACUCAGAUUAUUUGAGUGCUUAUUCUUAAAUCAGUAUGAGGCAUGGAUUAUAUUUAGAUGCUGAUUAGUAUCUGGGAAACUUAAGCACAGCUUCUAAUUGAAUUGGUAUAAAAAGUCAAAAGGAUCUUCAAUCUGAAUGCUUAUUCAAUGCUGCCAUCUUGUAGUAUGUAUUUUCUUACCUUGCCUGAAAGUAUAAAGUAACCUCAACUGUUACUGCAAGCAAAAUAACAUUUGAUGGUACUUUAUAUUUCCAGGCAAUAUUCCAAUUUCCAUGUUACAUGUUGGGCUUAAACAGCUAACCCCUAGGUUUCUUGACUUAUCACUUGCUUCUGUAAGCACAGCAAAAGAAUCAAAGAACUGUGUCCCUACAAUGAAUUUGCUAUAUGAAUUCAAGAAAAUUUUUCUACAUUUAGGCUAUUACUAAAUUAUGGCCUCUGUAGGAUGUUAAUCUGAUGCUGCUUGGCUAGAACAUACUCAGGAAUAACUUAUUCUAUUUAAUUCAGUUGACAGAACACAGUGAGACCUUUAAAAAUAAACAUGGGUCAAAGCAAUAUUUUUCAAAUAUAAUAAUAACAUGUUUCUUCA
This is a messenger RNA of Anolis sagrei ordinatus, 5316 nucleotides long. It is a transcript of the gene MLH3, whose product is annotated as mutL homolog 3. Gene Ontology annotation, molecular function: ATP-dependent DNA damage sensor activity; ATP binding; mismatched DNA binding. Gene Ontology annotation, cellular component: mismatch repair complex. The record is from RefSeq and is a predicted model, not a curated record. Gene Ontology annotation, biological process: mismatch repair. NCBI's taxonomy places the organism in Eukaryota, Metazoa, Chordata, Lepidosauria, Squamata, Anolidae.